Molecule: messenger RNA, 4101 nt
Organism: Magnolia sinica
Lineage: Eukaryota; Viridiplantae; Streptophyta; Magnoliopsida; Magnoliales; Magnoliaceae
Exons: 7
Coding region: 236-3505 (1089 amino acids)
Source: RefSeq, a predicted model, not a curated record
UCCGGACUGGGAUUCGGUCCAUUGCCAGAGUACGGAAGUUUGUCUCUCCCCCGUCUUCAUCUCUUUUCGGGCUAUGUUAAGAAUGCCGCCAGGCUUUGGCUUUUGGGGUUAGGGUUUUUACGAUAUCUAGGGUUUCUGCUUGUAGAUAUCUGCAAAUAUCAACAGAUUUUCGCUGCAGGGCUAUUAAUCCACUUCUCUAAUUCUUGGGCUUUCCCCCCCUUUUUUCAACGCAGAAAUGGCUUCCAUGGAGUCGAUUUCCGCUGCGAUGGAAUCCGUCCCUGAGAAGAAGGAGAACCUCCGGAAAGCCUUCGAAGAACUCCGAUCGCAUUCCUCGUCUCUCUCUUCCUUCACCAUUCAAUGGAAGGACGUCGAAAAUCACUUCAACAAGGUCGAGAAACUGAUCCAGAAACGCUUGAAAGAUCUCGAAUCGGAUGGCCAGCAGCAGCAACAACCCUCGGUGGAAUCUCAGUCGUCGGAUAAAAGCUCGAAAAAGCAGAAGCAGAAGCCGCUGCAAUCGGACGUUGAAUCUCAGCUGUCAGAUAAGCAAGUCAAAGAUCUGAAAUCGAAGGAGCAUCUGCAGCAGCAGCCUCCUCAAGCAUCUGUUGAAUCUCAGCCGUCGGAUGCGGAGAAGGACCCAGUGAGGAAACCGGAAGCGAAAUCCACAAUGGACAGGGAUGGAUUGCGGUCUCUCAUUGAACGGAACUUGAAAGAUAUAGGGAAAACCAGAAUGGAGGUCUGCGAAGCCUUCCGAUCCAGGCCGGACGCACCGCAGCUUGCAUUGGAUCUGAUCGAGGGUUUCAAGGAUUGGAUUGUCAAUGGGUUCUUGCUAGACUGUCUGCUGUCAGUCUCACCUCUGAUCGAGGCUCCAGUGAAGGAGAGGGCGAUGAAAUUGGCAGCCAAUUGGAAGGGGCAGAUCCAAGCCUCUGCCGGAGGACGCAGAGCUAUGGCUUUUUUGAGGCUUUUAGCCGCUUAUGGUUUGGCUUCUGCCUUUGAAGCGGAUGAGCUUUUGGAUCUUGUUGUCUUUACCUCUCGGCGGAAACAUUCAAUUCCUUUGUGCCAGCUUCUGGGUCUCGAGCAUAAGAUUCCUGAUUUCAUUCGAAAACUUGUCAGCUCUUGUAAGCAUGUUGCCGCCCUUAAGUUUGUACGCGCUUUCGAGCUUGAGGACAAGUUCCCUCCUCCAUCGCUGUUGGACGGAUACUUGGAGGAGUCGCAGAAGGCUGCUGAAGACAUACGUGAAAAGGGAAAUAACUCAGUUAAGUCACAGAAUAUGGCUGCUGAACACGAACUCGCUGCCCUGAGAGCAGUGAUCAAAGCCAUUGAAGAUCACAGGCUCGAAUCUGAAUACUCACGCGAGAAGGUUGGUAAGCGAAUGUUGGAGCUAGAGAAGCAGAAGGCUGAAAGGAUCACGGCAGCAGCAACAACAACAGAGGCGGCCCACAAGCCUCUUCAAAAGAAGCCUCGGAUGGCUGGUGCAACUGCAACGAGACAAUUUAGACCACCGGCACAGCCUGCUGGCCAUGGCCCGUUUGUUGGUCAGAUCAAUACCAAUCCCUACUUAGAUUUGUCGAGUGGGCCUUAUGGUCUUGUGGGGUCCAGUGAAGGACUCCCUGCACUACGCAACCAUGCAGGAGUUGGCGCUUUGGGAAUGCCUUUGGGUUUGGGUGGGAGCUUCCCACUGAUUCCUCAUUCUUCAGAGCUUCUUUCAUCUACACCAUAUAAUAAUCCAACAGGAUUGCUGCCUCAGUAUGGCCGGCCUUUCUAUCUGCUUGAUGUCUCCUCCACUUACACCAUUGCUAUUAAGGGCUUGUUUGGUUUUUGCUCCCAAUCGUCACAAAUCCUUCUAGGGUUUCUGCGCCCAAUCUUCACUAUUCCUUCUAGGGUUCGAUUCCAGAGCCCCUUUCUCGACCUUUCUAGGGCUCUCUCUCUCUCUCUCUCUCUCUCUCUCUCUGCAGGAAUGGCUUCCGUUGAGUCGAUUUCUGCGGCGAUCCAAUCCAUUGCUGCAAAGAAGGAGAAUCUCCGAAAAGCCUUCGAGGAUCUCCAAUCGCGCUCCGCCACUCUCUCCUCCUUCGCAUUUCGUUGGAAAGAUCUUGAAGAUUACUUCGGUCCGAUCGAAAAAUCCAUCCAGGAAAGGUUCGAAGAUUUCAAAAAAGAACAGAAGAAUCAGCAACAGAAGCAGAAGCUGCAGCUUCCAUCCACCGUCGGAUAUCGACCGUCGGAUGAAGAGAAGUCUCUGGAGAAGGAUCCGGCAAAACGAACGGCGAAAUCGGCUCAGGAUCGGUUGCGGGAGCUGAAAUCGCGAUGUGUUGAGAUGGACAGGAAGGGAUUGUGGUCUUACAUUAUUGAGAACAGGAAGGAUCUCGAGGAGUUCUACGACGAGAUCACUGAGGCUAUCCGAGCGGCUCCGGAUCCUGCAGAGCUGGUUUUGGAUGUGAUGAAGGAGUUCGGUCUCCCGAGUUCAAACUUCUACUUGAUGGACCAGCUGAGGGUUAUUGCGCCAGAGAUUAAAGCCCAUGUGAAGGAGAAAGCAGUGAAAGUGGCAGUUGAAUGGAAAGAAAAUAUUCCUGUGCAAGAUAGGAAGCCUAAGCAGGCACUCACGUUUCUGAAUCUCGUAUCCAUGUAUGGCUUGGCUUAUGCUUUUAAUGCAGACGAGCUAUUGGAUAUUCUCAUGCUGGUUGCGCAGCGGAAGCAUGCGGUUGGUGUUUGCCGGGGUCUGGGUCUUUCAGAGAAGAUUCCUGAUUUUGUUCAGAAACUCAUAAACAGCGGGAAGGAAGUUGUGGCCGUUAAAUUCAUACGAGCUUUUGAGCUCGAGGACAAGUUCCCUCCUGCAUCCCUGUUGGAUGGAUACUUGAAGAAUUCACAGAAGGUUGUUGAAUUAAUCUGUGAAAAGGGAAACAACUCGAUUAAGUCACAGAAUAUGGCCACUGACAAUGAAAUCGCUGCCCUGAGAUUGGUGAUCAAGUGCAUUGAAGAACAUGGGCUCGAAUCUCAAUACCCACGUGAAAAGCUUGAUAAGCGAAUAGCAGAACUAGAGAAGCAGAAGGCAGAGAGGAGCAGCGCAGCACCAGAGAAGCAGAAGGCAGAGAGGAGCAGCGUAGCACCAGAGAAGCAGAAGGCAGAGAAGAGCAGCGCAGCAAAACCAGCAGUGGCCCACCAGCCUUCUCAAAAGCGGCCUCGGCCAGCAGCUGCAACUCCUGUGCCGAUGACGAGACAACCUGGACUGCUGCCACUGCCUGUUGGCCACACCCCAUCUGUCAAUCAGGUUGCUGCUCCCUAUGUAGGUUUGCCGACUGGGCCUUACGGCCUUCUGGGGUCCGGUGAAGGACUUCCUCCUCCGCUCUACAACCAGACGGUACUUGGCACACUGGCAACGAUUUUGGGUCUGGGUGGGAGCUUCCCAUCAAUUCCUCAAAACUAUUCUUCAGAGCUGCCAUCUACAUCACAUAAUGUUCCAAUGGGCCACCCCUUCCCCAGCGGAUUGCCUCCUCAGUAUCGUCCUCCUUUCUAGCAUGAAUUCGCUCCUUAAUGCAUGCUGGAUUUGUCUGGCAUCCAGAAAGAUCGGGUUUUCAAUGCAUAUAUGCUCCACCUGGUAAAUAUUCUCUGGAUCUCUCAAUGGCGUGAUCCCCACCAUGGUUUUGACUCCAAAGCUCUGGAUACGCGGAAAUUGUGAUGGCCUCGAUACAAUUACCCUUUUCAACUGUACUAAAGAUGGUGUGUUAUGACAGCUGCCGGAGGUGCUGGUUCAACUGCAAUGAAGGUGACACCAUGUGUCUGGGCAAUAUGAUUCUCAUGGAGUAUAGGAUUUUGUGGAGUACUGCAGUUGGUUAUUGAACUGUGAUGAAGUUGGUUCAGGUGGGCCUGAUCUAAGAUCAGAUGGGUGCUGGUUCAUGAAAGGUUUUCGCAGAUGUUCAGGUGGGCCUGAUCUAAGAUCAGAUGGGUGCUGGUUCAUGAAAGGUUUUCGCAGAUGUCUCGCUAUUUCAUGAGCCCGUGUUUAUAUGGUGUGUCUAAGUGAGCGAUGUAGGAGAUUGAUGUUGAUUGCAAAACCUGUUGAUUGAUCAAGGGGCAGUGCUGAUCAUAGUGACAAAUCUCGGCAAUUUCUCAGAA